GUAUCCACUAUGUGGGGCAGAUGCAGGAAGACUCCAUCACCCGCUUCCUGGUGGACCAGCUGACAGAGGGGCAGCUGGAGUGGGCUCAGCUGCCGGACGUCUACGACGCCGUGAUUUUGGGGGAACCUGGCCGCAGCAGGACGUAUCGCAUCUAUUCGGGGAAGGAGGAAUAUUUCCAAGGCUUGAGGGAGCAGUUUCCCGGCGAGGAAGCUGCUAUCAAUGAGUUCCAGCGGCUGAUGAAGAGCGCCGGCAGAGGAAUGGUGUUUGUGGGCCUCUUGAGGAUGAUGCCCCGGACGCUGGCCGCGCUCCUGUGCCGCUCGGGGCUGCUGCCCUGGCUCAACUCCUUCUGCUGGCUGGCGACACGCAGCCUGAAGGACGUGGUGGAUAGCCUCACCACCAACCCCGAGCUCAGGGCCGUCUUCAGCUACAUCUUCGUCACCUACGGCGUGGUCCCCUCCAAGACCAGCUUCUCCAUGCACAGCCUCCUGGUGAACCACUUCCUCAACGGCGCGUGGUACCCCAAAGGGGGGGCUGGGGAAAUCGCCUUCCACAUCAUUCCUGUUAUCCGGAAAGCCGGAGGCAACGUGUUGGGGAAGGCGCCGGUGCAGAAGAUCCUGUUGGACGCCCAGGGCAGAGCCUGUGGCGUGAGUGUCCAGAAAGGCCAAGAUUUGGUCAACGUCUUCGCUCCCCUUAUCAUUUCGGAUGCCGGGAUCUUCAACACCUACGAACGGCUCCUGCCGGCGGAGGCGCAGGCAUUGCCCG
Eurypyga helias (sunbittern) is the source of this 762-nucleotide messenger RNA. RefSeq names its product putative all-trans-retinol 13,14-reductase. The transcript has 4 exons. NCBI's taxonomy places the organism in Eukaryota, Metazoa, Chordata, Aves, Eurypygiformes, Eurypygidae. The annotation marks the transcript as partial. The record is from RefSeq and is a predicted model, not a curated record.